GCACUGAGAAGGCGGAGAGAGUAAAGUGGGGGCGGGAGGCAGUGAUAAGGGAUGGCUUAUUAUAAAUCGUGAAGGACUGAAAGGUCAGGCAGAGUCUCUAGUCUAAGCAGUCAAUCACGCAUAACUGCCAGCAUCUGAACAACCAUGAAGUCGACAGUCCUGCUCUGUUCUUCCGUGCUACUUGUCUUGUUUGUUUUCACGUCUGUUGAAGGCAGCCAGGAUGAGAAUGGGCCCUACCCCAGAGCACCUCGCUGUGGAAACAUCCAAAAUGGGAUUUGUACCCGCGAGCACAAUCCAGUCUGUGGGAAUAAUGGCUUGACAUACUCCAACGAGUGUAUGCUCUGUAUGGAGAACAGCCAAUCCGGCAAAGAUGUGCGUAUCGCUCGUGAAGGCAGCUGUGCACCCUCCAAAGCAUAAGAGGAGCCUUGGAGAGGAAGAAGGGUAGCCGGGUAGUGGGCUAGCUACUUCUUGAUAAUGAUGAUGAAUGAUUAAUGAUGCAAUAAUAAUAAAAAAAAAAAAAAUCCAUUCUGCAUGACAUGUGCGUGUACUCCUUUACUUAAGCCUGGACCAUGUUUCCUAAUGUUUCCUUAACUGCUAUACCACCUGCUGGCAAACUGAUUACGAAGCAGUCAGCAGCGCUGUAACACCAGUGCCAGUAGGGUGUGUGCAUAUGCAUGAAUGUAGAACAACUCAGCUUACAUGUGCAGCCAGCUAUUACCAUGCCAAUGAUAUUGGAGUAAUCCUCGCUUCCUUUGAGCUACAAUGGCUAGCCCAACCGAUUUAAGCCGUCGCUCUCAGUGCAAUACCCAGCGGCAGCACGAGCCAGGAGCUUGGAUUAGCUAACAACCCUACGAUUCAGCCUAACAUCAGAAAAGCAACCCUAGUAUUUUGUUAUGAAAAUGUAAAAAUAAAUAUCGUUCUGAUAAUCA
Molecule: messenger RNA, 929 nt
Organism: Paramormyrops kingsleyae
Lineage: Eukaryota; Metazoa; Chordata; Actinopteri; Osteoglossiformes; Mormyridae
Product: serine protease inhibitor Kazal-type 1
Molecular function (GO): protein binding; serine-type endopeptidase inhibitor activity
Source: RefSeq, a predicted model, not a curated record